AUGGCGAAGGCCUUUAAUCUCGAAGACAUUAAAAAUGAGGCUGUUGAUCUGGAAAACAUUCCUAUUGAGGAAGUGUUUGAGCAGCUGAAAUGUUCAAGGGAAGGUUUGACCACCCAAGAAGGAGCCGACAGGAUCGAAAUCUUUGGACAAAACAAAUUAGAAGAAAAGAAGGAAAGCAAAUUCCUCAAGUUUCUUGGGUUUAUGUGGAACCCCUUGUCAUGGGUUAUGGAGGCUGCUGCUAUCAUGGCCAUAGCACUUGCAAACGGAGAUGGAAAGCCACCAGAUUGGCAAGAUUUCGUUGGUAUUAUUUGUUUGUUGGUCAUUAACUCUACUAUCUCUUUCAUUGAAGAGAACAACGCCGGAAAUGCUGCUGCUGCCCUCAUGGCUAAUCUCGCUCCAAAGUGUAAGCUUCUUAGAGAUGGUCGAUGGUCUGAGUCAGACGCUGCAUUGUUGGUACCAGGAGACAUCAUCAGCAUUAAAUUGGGUGACAUUGUCCCUGCUGAUGCACGUCUUCUUGAAGGUGAUCCUUUAAAGAUUGACCAGUCUGCCCUAACAGGAGAAUCACUUCCAGUAACCAAGAAUCCCGGAGAUGAAGUUUUCUCUGGUUCAACCUGUAAACAAGGUGAGAUUGAAGCUGUUGUGAUUGCCACUGGUGUCCACACUUUCUUUGGAAAGGCUGCCCAUCUUGUCGACAGCACCAACCAAGUUGGUCAUUUCCAGAAGGUUCUUACCUCCAUUGGAAACUUCUGUAUUAUCUCCAUUGCUGUCGGUAUGGCAAUUGAGAUCAUCGUGAUGUACCCUAUUCAACACCGUAGAUACAGGAGUGGAAUCAACAAUCUUUUGGUUCUUUUGAUUGGAGGUAUCCCAAUUGCCAUGCCUACAGUGUUGUCAGUGACUAUGGCUAUUGGGUCCCACAGGCUGUCUCAACAAGGAGCUAUUACAAAGAGAAUGACUGCCAUUGAGGAAAUGGCUGGUAUGGAUGUGCUCUGCAGUGACAAGACUGGUACCUUGACUCUCAACAAGUUGAGUGUUGACAAGAACUUGAUUGAGGUAUUUUGCAAGGGUGUUGACAAGGAGCAUGUUCUCCUUCUUGCCGCAAGGGCCUCACGUGUUGAGAACCAAGAUGCUAUUGACACUUGUAUGGUUGGAAUGCUUGCUGACCCCAAAGAGGCUAGAGCUGGAAUUAGGGAGGUUCACUUUCUUCCAUUCAACCCUGUGGACAAAAGGACUGCUUUGACUUACAUCGAUGGCAACGGAAACUGGCAUAGAGUCAGCAAAGGUGCACCUGAGCAGAUUAUUGACUUGUGCAAUUGCAAGGAGGAUGUUAGAAAGAAAGUCCAUGCCGUUAUUGAGAAGUUUGCUGAACGUGGUCUUCGUUCAUUGGGUGUCGCAAGACAGGAAGUGCCCGAAAAGAACAAGGAUGCUCCAGGAGCACCAUGGCAAUUUGUUGGUUUGUUGCCACUCUUUGAUCCUCCAAGGCACGACAGUGCUGAAACUAUCCGCAAGGCCCUCAACCUUGGUGUGAAUGUUAAGAUGAUCACUGGUGACCAACUUGCCAUUGGUAAGGAAACUGGUAGAAGACUUGGAAUGGGAACAAACAUGUACCCAUCUUCAGCUUUGCUUGGCAAUGACAAAGAUUCAUCCAUUGCCAGCCUUCCUAUCGAUGAGUUGAUUGAGAAAGCUGAUGGAUUUGCCGGAGUUUUCCCAGAGCACAAAUAUGAAAUUGUUAAGAAGUUGCAAGAGAAGAAGCACAUUGUUGGUAUGACUGGAGAUGGAGUCAAUGAUGCCCCUGCUUUGAAGAAGGCAGAUAUUGGUAUUGCUGUUGAUGAUGCUACUGAUGCCGCAAGAAGUGCUUCUGACAUUGUUCUCACUGAGCCUGGUCUCAGUGUUAUCAUCAGUGCUGUGUUGACCAGUAGGGCUAUCUUCCAGAGGAUGAAGAACUACACUAUCUAUGCAGUCUCCAUCACCAUCCGUAUAGUGCUUGGCUUUAUGCUUAUUGCUUUGAUCUGGAAAUUCGACUUCUCACCCUUCAUGGUUCUGAUUAUUGCCAUCUUGAAUGAUGGAACAAUCAUGACUAUUUCAAAGGAUCGAGUCAAGCCAUCUCCAGUUCCUGACAGCUGGAAGCUCAAGGAAAUCUUCGCCACUGGAAUUGUUCUCGGAGGUUACCUAGCUUUGAUGACUGUCAUUUUCUUCUGGUUGAUGUCAGACACAGACUUUUUUACAGAAAAAUUCGGAGUAAGAUCCAUUAGAGGUAACCGUGAGGAAAUGAUGGCUGCUCUAUAUCUCCAAGUGAGUAUAGUAAGUCAGGCCCUCAUUUUCGUGACCAGGUCUCGCAGCUGGUCCUUUGUUGAGCGACCUGGUAUGCUGUUGAUGGUAGCUUUCGCGAUUGCUCAGCUGGUGGCUACUCUUAUUGCUGUAUAUCCUACCUGGAACUUUGCCGAGAUCAAGGGAUGUGGAUGGGGAUGGGCUGGUGUAGUCUGGCUAUUCAACAUAGUUUUCUACUUCCCACUCGACGUACUCAAGUUUGCCAUCCGUUACAUCUUGAGUGGAAAGGCAUGGCUCAACUUGUUCGAGAGCAAGACUGCAUUCACCAGCAAGAAGGAUUAUGGAAAAGAAGAGAGAGAAGCUCAAUGGGCCCUUGCUCAGAGAACUCUACACGGGCUUCAAGCACCCGAAUCUUCUGCUCCUCUCUUCCAAGACAAGAACAGCUACAGGGAACUCUCUGAGAUCGCUGAGCAAGCCAAAAGACGCGCUGAAGUUGCAAGGCUUCGUGAGUUGCACACACUCAAAGGACACGUUGAGUCCGUGGUGAAGCUAAAGGGUCUUGACAUUGACACCAUCCAACAGAAUUACACCGUUUGAUGAGCCCGAGCAAGCGGGAGUACAAGAGUUGAAGACCCCCCUCCAUAAGGAGGUGUGUAGUUAAAGACGAAGAUGUUUGCUAAUUCAGUGAUAAUGAAGGGCAGGAAGUAGAGCGAAUAGGCCCGAAGUAGUGCAGAAAAAAUUAAGGAGAACAUAUAAUUUUUAUGACAUAAAAGUGUCUCCUAAAAACAGCCGAAAAUUUUCCCCUGCACUUUGCAUUAAGGUGCUGAGAGAAAGCUCUUCCCAUUUGUUAACAAGAGUGUUGUGGAUAGGAUUGUGUUUUGUGUUUUUCUUUUACUCCUUUUGUGGCAGGAAGCUACCUUUGUUGUUACAUAAAAUUUCAAACCACCUUCCUUAUUUUGACCGCCUUUUUUGUUGUGUUUUUUAUACUUAUCUCCUUGUAAUAAUGCAUUAGAUUCAACCAUAUUUUGGUGGCUUGAAUUCUCUUACUUUGAGUAUAAAUUAUACAACAUUUUUGUUUCUCCUA
Molecule: messenger RNA, 3349 nt
Organism: Chenopodium quinoa (quinoa)
Lineage: Eukaryota; Viridiplantae; Streptophyta; Magnoliopsida; Caryophyllales; Amaranthaceae
Product: plasma membrane ATPase 4-like
Exons: 16
Coding region: 1-2862 (953 amino acids)
Biological process (GO): proton export across plasma membrane; regulation of intracellular pH
Cellular component (GO): plasma membrane
Molecular function (GO): P-type proton-exporting transporter activity; ATP binding; ATP hydrolysis activity
Source: RefSeq, a predicted model, not a curated record